Penicillium oxalicum is the source of this 555-nucleotide messenger RNA. Its product is annotated as U2 snRNP complex subunit MSL1. The transcript has 3 exons. The record is from RefSeq and is a predicted model, not a curated record. Gene Ontology annotation, biological process: mRNA splicing, via spliceosome. Bases 1 to 555 code for a protein of 184 amino acids. Gene Ontology annotation, cellular component: U12-type spliceosomal complex. NCBI's taxonomy places the organism in Eukaryota, Fungi, Ascomycota, Eurotiomycetes, Eurotiales, Aspergillaceae. Gene Ontology annotation, molecular function: U12 snRNA binding; pre-mRNA intronic binding.
AUGGCUUCCAAGACCGCCGCUUCCCGGCCUGACCUCAAGGCUACAGGUCAUCCCAAUCAAACGCUGUACUGCACCAACCUUCCUGACAAGAUCAAUAAGCAUGACCUUCGCACCUCGCUUUAUUCCCUGUUCGCCACAUAUGGGACGGUCCUCGACGUCGUGGCCAUGAAGACGAACAAGAUGCGUGGUCAGGCUCAUAUUGUCUUCAAGGAUAUUCAAGCCAGCACACAAGCAAUGCGUGCUCUACAAGGUUUCAAUUUCUUUGGAAAGGAAAUGAAAAUCGUCUAUGCCAAGGGCUCCUCCGACAUUCUGGCCAAGCUACGGGGCACAUACAACCCCCCGGCUCUCGGGGCUGCACCCACCGGCGCCUCGACUGAUCUCCAAAAGUCAAUCUUCAAUGGCCCUCCGGGUGCGAUUCCCUCUCGACCUGCAGCGGAGACGAACGGAGAGGCUCACGGCACCAAGCGGCCUCGCGAGGAUGAGAGCGAUGAAGGGGAGGCGCCCAUGGAAGAGGACAGUGACGUGUCUAUGGACGCAUCUUCCGACGAAGAUUAA